AUGGAAGAAUCAAUCGUAAUAGAAGAUGCAAAACCGACAGUAAUUAAAAAAAAUAAUAUUUGUUCAUGGCUUCGACGUAUCGUUAAUAUUGAUGAUGAACCAAAUCAAAAACAUUAUUAUGCUGUAUUCAUCAUUGGUACAGGUGCUUUACAGGUAUUUAUUUAUCUCUUAACAUAUAUCAACAUUAUUUGGAAAGGUGAACGUUUUUGGUUUACAUUAUCUUGUCUUUUCAUGUUUUUUGUUCCAUGUAUGCGACCAACCAGUGAUUAUGAUGAUAGACACAAAGGUAUAUGUUUCUCUUUCAUGUAUCCACAUCAACUAUGGAGAUUUUUUACUGCUGUUCUGUUCCAUAUGAGUUGGUAUCAUCUAUUAAGCAAUAUUUCGAAACAGCUCCUUUAUGGAUUUCUACUAGAACGUAAAUAUGGUUCAGUUCGUGUAGUUAUUUUAUAUUGGCUUUCAAAUCUCAGUGCUUGUUUAAGUUUCAUGCUGAAAAAUAGAAACAUAGCUAGUAUGGGCGCUUCCGGUUCUAUUUAUGGUCUAAUGAUAUUCUUCGUUAUGGAUCGACUUGUUGCUAUACAAGAAAAGACCAAACGUCGUUUGUUCAUACUUUUGCAAAUAUUCUUACUGGUGAUACUUCCUAAUGUCCCAACUAUGAUUGUAUUUAGUAUUCUGGAGCUUCCAGUAGGACAUUCAGCUCAUUUUGGUGGUGGUUUAGUAGGUUUUUUACUCGGUGUUGCUGAGAUUACAUCGGAAACAGAUUCGAUCAAUUCUCGUAUGGACUUUGGGUUUCCAUGUGCACGAUUUCGUCUAAUUCAACGUUUGAAUAAAAAUCAGAAGAGAAAUCGACUCGCAAGUGCUUUUUUUGCCGGUUCAAGUUGGACACUGAUCUACAGUGGCAGUACUGGUCUUGAGACGGAUCCUGGUCGAUACACAUGUGCAAUGGUACAAUUGAUUGAUAAUUCAAUUCAAUAUAGGAGUUAUCGAUUUCUUGUCACAGGCAAGCGUUCAACAUCAUAUAGUGUACAAUAUUCUGAAGUGAUCUUGUUCGGAUAUUAA
Messenger RNA from Adineta steineri, 1056 nucleotides. The record is from the annotation of a GenBank genome assembly. Lineage: Eukaryota; Metazoa; Rotifera; Eurotatoria; Adinetida; Adinetidae.